AGAAGGAAGAGAGAGAGAGAAGGCAACGGAGAAGGGAUAUAUAAAAAGCUCGAGUCGCCAACAAGGGCGAAGGAGAGGCGAGGAGCCGGGGAGAGAAGUCCGAGCGCGAGCAAAAACCAAAAAGCCGCGAGGAGGAGCUCGCAAACUGGCAGCCAGCGCGAGCGCUCGCCAAGGCAGCCGCGGGCGAAAGCACGCGCGGCGAUGCGGCGCUGGGCUCUCCUGCUCCUGCCUCUCGCGGUCGUGUGCGCGGCGGCGGCGGCGGCAGCAGCAGCAGCAGCAGCCCACGCCACCGGCGGCCACGGCGGCCCCGGCAGCGGCGGCGGAGGCGCCGAAUGCGGGCUGGAGGAGCGCUCUCGGCGGGCGCGGCGGGCCACCCGGCGCCAACAGCACCACCAGCAGCGACAGCAAGCGCUCCUCUGGCGUUACCCCGCGCCGGGCACCUGCGCCACUAGGUUAGCCCGGGGUAGGCGCUCUUCUUCCACUUCGGCGGCCGGUGGCUUGGAAGCGCCGCGCGUCCCCCGGCGCAGGAGGCGAGCGCAGGACGAGGGGCCGGGGCCAAACGAGGGUCGCCGGCCCGUGACCCCACCGAGCAGGGCGUUUUAUUUCCGCGGCCAGGGCGAGCAGCUGCGCUUGAAGGCGGAGCUGGAGAUACCUCGGGAUGCUUUCACCGUCCAAGCUUGGCUGCGGCCCGAAGGGGGGCAGAAGGCACCGGCUGUGAUCGCAGGAUUAUAUGACAAAUGUUCUUACACCACCCUGGACCGAGGAUGGGUUUUGGGAAUUAACAACAUCAGUGACCAAGGUAAUCGAGAUCCCCGCUAUUUCUUCUCACUGAAGACUGACCGUGCCCGGAAGGUCACCACCAUCACGGAUCACCAUAGCUACCUUCCGAAUCAGUGGGUUCAUCUCGCCAUCACUUACGAUGGACAUUUGAUGAAGAUGUACGUGAACGGUGCCCAGGUGGCGGCCAGUAGAGAACAGGUAGGGAGUAUCUUCAGCCCUUUGACUUUGAAAUGUAAGAUCCUUAUGCUGGGUGGCAACGCCCUAAACCAAAAUUACCGAGGAUACGUAGAACAUUUUAGCCUUUGGAGAACAGUCCGUUCUCAGAAGGAGAUAUUGAUGGACAUGACUCUGGUGGCUCAUGAAGUAGAUGUUCCUCUACCUCAGCUAGUGUUUCAGGAGACUUUACUGAAUGUGAAAAGCAACUGGUCUCCCAUGAAAGACAACCCACGUCUUCCUCUGACCGAGUUCACCUCCCACUCGGGCUACCUGUUGGAUACCAGCCUGGAGCCUCCUCUUUGUGGCCAAAUGGUUUGCGACAAUGUGGAGGUCAUCGCCAGUUACAACCAGAUCCCGACCUUCCGUCACAGGAAAGUGGUCCGUUAUCGCGUGGUGAACAUUUACGACGACCAUCACCGCAACCCGACCAUCAGCCAGCAACAAAUAGAGUUCCAGCACCGACAGCUGAACGAUGCUUUCGGCCCGUAUAACAUCUCGUGGGAAAUAGAGGUGCUGGAGAUCAACGAUUCCUCCCUUCGCGACCGCCUCAUCCUGGCCAACUGCGAAAUCAGCAAGAUUGGAGACGAGAGCUGCGAUCCGGAGUGCAAUCAUACGUUGACCGGCUUCGACGGAGGAGAUUGCCGCCACGUGCGCCAGCUUUCCUUCAACAAGAAGAAACAGAAUGGCGUUUGUGACAUGGAUUGCAACUCCGAGAAGUACAACUUUGACGGCGGGGAUUGCUGCAAUCCGGAUAUAACCGAUGUCACCAAAACCUGCUUUGAUCCCGAUUCUCCCAACAGGGCCUACUUAGAUGUCAAGGAACUGAAGAACAGGCUCAACCUGAACGGCUCCACACACCUCAACAUCUUCUUCGCCAAUUCUUCCGAAGAAGAGCUGGCUGGCAUGGCCACUUUUCCUUGGGACAAAGAAGCCUUGGUGCACUUGGGAGGCAUCGUCCUGAACCCUUCCUUCUACGGCAUUGCGGGUCACACCCACACCAUGAUCCAUGAAGUCGGACACAGCCUCGGACUCUACCAUGUCUUUAAGGGGGUGUCUGAGAUCUUCUCCUGCAGCGACCCAUGCAUGGAAACGGAACCAUCCUUCGAGACGGGAGAUCUCUGCCACGAUACCAAUCCUACCCCGACUCACAAAGUCUGCGGUGAUCCCCCUGCUAAUAGUAACAUGUGUGGGUUCCAUAACUUCCAGAAUACACCGUUCAACAACUUUAUGAGCUACGCAGAUGAUGACUGCACCAAUUCCUUCACCCCAAACCAGGUUGCCCGUAUGCACUGCUACUUAGAUCUAGUGUAUCAAAGCUGGCAACAUAUCAAGAAGCCAGCUCCCAUUGCCAUCAUGCCCCAGAUUGUGGACCGAACGGAGGCCUCUGUUACCCUGGAGUGGUUUCCACCAAUCGACCGACACUUCUUUGAAAGAGAAGUGGGAUCAUCAUGCGAGCUGUGUGGGGAAGAACAAAUUCUGGUGCAAUACGCUUCCAGCGCCUCUUCGCCGAUGCCGUGUGACCCGUCAGGCCACUGGAGCCCCCGAGGAGCUGAAGGGCACCCAGACGUAGAACAACCCUGUAAACCUGACGUCCGAACGUGGACUCCCAAUUCAGCGGUCAUCAAGCAAACAGUCCCACCGGCUUGCCCUGAACCUCAAGGGUGCUACCUUCAGCUUCAGUUCCAAUACCCGGUCGUCCCAGAAUCUCUGACCAUCUGGGUGACUUACGUUUCCCCCGAGUGGGACUCCAAAGAAGCCAUCAACGACAUCAAAUUGCUGAUGGUUGGUGGAGAAAACAUUUCGCUCGGGCCGCAGAACUUCUUCUGUGACAUCCCCAUGACCAUCAGGCUGGAGAUGGAGAAGGUGAAGGGCGAAGUCCGUGGCAUACAGAUUUACACCUUAGACGAACAACUGGAAAUCGACGCUGCUAGGAUCACCUCGGUUCCGCAGAGCUCACAAUGUAAAAAGUGCCGGCCCAUCCGCUACAAAGUCUCCCGGGAGCCCCCAUUUCCGAAAGGACCUUCGUUUCUCAUCUCGGACCUCAGUCGGAGAUUUGUGGACACGGACCUGAAGGAUGGCACAUCAUACCAUUAUCGGGUUUCUGUUGUUUCUGAGCAAAAGGAAAGUGAGCCUUCUCCCACCCUGUCCUACACACACGGAAAAGGCUACUGCGGUGAUGGGAUUAUCCAGAAAGACCUUGGGGAAGAAUGUGAUGACAUGAACAAAGUGAAUCAUGAUGGAUGCUCCCUCUUUUGCCGUCGGGAAUUAUCUUUCAACUGUGUAGAUGAGCCGAGUCGUUGCUACUUUCACGAUGGGGAUGGCGUGUGCGAAGAGUUUGAGCAGACAACCAGCAUCACGGAUUGUGGCAUCUACACCCCCAAAGGGUUCCUGGACCAGUGGGCAUCCAAUGUGUCAGUUUCACACUAUAACGAGAAAUGCCCAGCUACGGUGGUAGCAGGUCAGCCGGCAGCAAAUCAAAUGUGCCGGACCAAGGAGUAUGACUUCAAUGAUGCUAUGGCCCAAUAUGCGUGGUACCCCUGCACCGCCAACCACACUCACACAGUCUUCUGGCUGAAGGCUUUCUAUACCCAACCCAUGGUAGCUGCGGCAGUGAUUAUCCACUUGGUAACAGAUGGGACAUGGCUGGAAAUGGAGCUCGACCAGAAACAAGAGUCAAUUUUUGUGCAGCUGCUGGACACUAAAAACCAAAGUCACGAUCUCGGGGAGCACGGUUUGAGCUGCCGAAAAAACCCUUUGAUUAUCCCGGUUGUCCAUGACCUUAGCCAGCAUUUCUACCGGACUCGGGCCAUCAUCAUCACCUUCCGAUCUCAGUAUGUGGCGAUCUCCGGGGUGGCCUUGCGCUCCUUCCAGAAUUUUGACCCCAUCGCUGUCAGCAGCUGUCAAAGUGGACAGACCUACAGCCCGGCUGAACAGAGCUGUGUCCCCCAUUCUUGCAAGACCAUGGAUUGCCAAGAGUUGGACAUUGAGAACGCCGUGCUGACUUUCACCGAUGGAGGGCACUACAAUGGCGCCCAGUGUAACGUUACCUGCCGAACCGGUCAUGUCCUCCACGUUCACAGAACUGACAAUCUGCCCCAGAGCCAGUGGGAGUCAAGCACCACCAUGACGUGCCUGAAUGGGGAAUGGAACAAACAGGUUUCCUGUGAGCCCAUUGACUGCGGAAUUCCAGACCAGCACCAUGUCUACCCUGCUACUUUUAACUGCAGCGAAGGGACCACUUUUGGCAAGAAAUGCUCCUUUACCUGCAAGCCUCCGGCGCAGCUGAAAGGAAGCAAUAACCAUUUGACGUGCUUGGAAGAUGGGUUGUGGUCCUUCCCGGAGGCUCUUUGUGAGCUGAUGUGCAAGGCACCUCCUUUGAUUCGCAACGCUGACCUCCAAACUGGUCGCUGCCGGCUUCAGAAACAUAAAGUGGGCUCCUUCUGCAAAUAUAAGUGCAGACCAGGCUACCACGUCCCUGGACCUUCACAGAAAACAAGGAAGAGGACAUUUAAGAUUCAGUGUGCCCAAGAUGGGACGUGGCUGGAAGGAGCCUGCAUCCCUGUGACCUGUGACCCUCCCCCUUCCAAGUUUCAUGGGCUGUACCAUUGCACCAACGGCUUCCAGUUCGACAGCGUGUGUCAGAUUAAGUGCAAAGGGGAAGACCUUCAAACUGGCCAGGAAAAUAACGUGAUUCGUUGUCGGAAGGAUGGCAACUGGAGUGGAUCCUUCCAUCUCUGCCCGGAAAUGCAAGGACAUUGUUCUCCACCUCAACAGUUGAGUGGCGACCUGAAGUUACAAUGUCCGGAGGGCUCCGGAAUAGGAGCUGAAUGCACCAUCUUAUGCCCUGAACAUCAUACGGAGCCCAUCCUGUUACCUGCCAAUGAAACAUUGCAGGACAUCCAACACUGGAUGAAACCUCCACGAGUAAAGAAAGUAGUCUGCACAGGAGAACGUAAGUGGUAUCCUCGCCCUGCGUUGAUUCACUGCAUCAAAGGUUGUGAGCCUUUUGGGGGUGACAACUAUUGCGAUCCGGUCAACAACCGAGCCUUUUGCAACUACGAUGAUGGAGACUGUUGCGUCUCGACGGUGAAGACCAAAAAGGUCAUCCCGUUCCCCAUGUCUUGCGACCUACAAGGAGAAUGUGCUUGUUUAGAUCCCAAUGCUGAAGAGCACAAUCAACAGGACCAUCGUGGCUUCAACUUUGCCUAACGCCAAGCGCUAAGGCGCAGCAGAGAGAGAGAGAGAGAGAGAGAGAGAGAGAGGGAAAGAGAGAGAGAGAAAGAGCUUCCCCACCAGCGGCAGGCAAGGAGACGCACCGUUCCACCUCUCGUUUUUAUCAGUAUCAUUUCUUUUUUUUUUUUUUAACAAGCUGCUCAAACUGUCACCCGGUGUUGUUUCCGCACCAGGGGCAUUUAUAGACUGCAACCGGUUCUGCCUUCCAUUUUCUUUGCCCCGAGGAGACCCGAAACUCUGGCGGAAGGCGGGAAGGCCGAAACGGCGGCCAGCCGGAUUAUUUGUAUUAAUUGUAUCUUAACUAGCAAGACCGCCAACAACACACAAAAAACGGACUUUCCAGGGCAGGUCGUCAGGGUGGGGGUUGGGGUGGGGGAAAGAAGAAAGCAUGUGUUAUACUCAAUACCGCGUCCAUCUCGUAGGAGCCGUGUUAUGGUAUUUUUUUAGGUUCGGUUUUGUACGUCUUUGGAGUCAAGUUUUGGUUUUCUGCAUUUCUGGAUCCGGAUUCCGGCAAGAAACAUAGAUCAAUGUUUCACCUUAAUAUUGAUAGGGAGAAACUAGAGGGAGGGACAGAAAAGAGGGACAGAAAAGAGCACGAGAGAUAGAGAAAAAGGGAGCUCAAUGUUCACAGCCCUCAAGUUUUUUUCUUCCAGAGAAGAUUGGACCUCUUCAACCGAGCCAAGUUUUGCUUGGUCCGAACACGGAUCCCCUCCCUACGUCUCGACGUCAUUGCAACCGCCAGAGAGCAAGGACAGAGAGGCAUUCUCAAGAACCUUGCCAGCUCUUGUGGACACACACCUGUGGUCAGAGGGGCUGAGUGCCAAGAGGGGGGUGGGGAGGGCGAAAGCUGCUACGUGCUCUACAUCGCCGCCGGAGAACCGAGACGAUGACAAAGAUGACCAAGAAGGUCAACCAUAGAUCUCCAUUUCCGCCAUGCUGCUAAUUCUGCUGCUGCUAGAUUCUCAGUCAACCAAAAUAUCCCUUCCCGUUUCAGGAACAGGGUGAGGUUCAACCUUCCGAACAACCGGACAGUCUGCCUUAAAAUUGCUUUAUCGACUGCCUGCCUGCCUUUCCAAAUCCUCCAUGGCUGUUCGUCUCCCCUUUGUACGUGUGUGUGUGUGUGUGUGUGUGUGUCACACUGGGGAAGAAACUGUGGUGUCACCAACCUGAAGAGCUUCCCUUCCCCAGGACGAAGCAUCCUCCCCCAGUCUAUUCUUACUUGGGUGACGGACAGUUCCUCCUAGCUGUGUCUUAACCCAUGGUUCAUCUGUUGGGGUCAGGACUAUCCAACCUUGGUGACUUUAAGAACCUUAGGAACUUCAACACCCAGAAUUCCCCAGCUAGCGUGGAAUGACGGAAGUUGAAGUCCACAAGCCUUAAAAGUUGACCAACUCCUGCUCAGCCAGCGACAAGACAGUUCCAAGGCUUGUUUCUUGGCCCAUAGUUUCAUCUGUUGGGAUCAGGGCUGUCUAACCUUGGUGACUUUUAAGACUUAGGAACUACAACUCCCAGAAUUCCCCAAUCAGCAGUCCGCAACUCUUAAAAGUCACCAAGAAGGCUCGGUUUAGUUCCUUUUCUCUCUUCAGCUUUAAAAAUAACACUUAAAAAAACAAAGUAGUAGCUGAGACAACACUAUAAG
This is a messenger RNA of Ahaetulla prasina, 6868 nucleotides long. RefSeq names its product pappalysin 1 (gene PAPPA). NCBI's taxonomy places the organism in Eukaryota, Metazoa, Chordata, Lepidosauria, Squamata, Colubridae. Gene Ontology annotation, molecular function: protein binding; metallopeptidase activity. The transcript is spliced from 22 exons. Bases 202 to 5205 code for a protein of 1667 amino acids. The record is from RefSeq and is a predicted model, not a curated record.